AAGUGCCGGGCGGGCGAUGUGAACCAGCGCCGCUGAUUCAGGGCCGCCAGGGCGCACGACUCGCAAAUGUUUGUAAUUUUAAACACCGCAACGGGUGACGCCUUUUAAAGGCCGAGUCGACCUAGGGGAGGCCCCGGGACUGGGUUCAAGGUAUUGGCCUUCACUGUCAUCGGUGAGCGGAGAAGUUCGAACGCGGGCUGCCCGAGUUCGGAACGCGAUGCGGUGGCGCUAACCGAUGCGCCACCGCUCCCUCCCCUCCUCUGGCUCCCCCGGGCUGAGGGGGGAGGGGGGAGGAAGUUUCCCCUCUCGCCCCCCCCCCGCGUCCCCGACGGAGGCACAGCCACGAGCACCGCUGUUGCUACCACCACCACCGCCGCCGCCGCUGCUGCUACCAUCGUCGCUCCUUCUCGCCGCCUCUCGCCGCCCUCCAGCUCGCCACAAACUUGGUGCGAGCGGCGCGGCCCGUGCCGGGGGGCGUGGAGCCGCCAGGCGGAGAGAGACGCCGCCGGCAGCAGCAGCAGCAGCGGCCCGGCAGAGAUGCCGCUCGCGCAGCCGCCGCCGUCACUGCCGCUGCUGCCGCUGCUGCCCUCUUCCUCUUCCUCCUCCUCACCGCCGCCACCGCCGCCACUCGCCGUGUGAGGAGUGACCCGCGUCUGUGCCAAGCGGUAGCAGCAGCAGCAGCGGUGACGCCGGUGGUGGCGGUGCCGUGCUGCCAGAACCGGCGCCAGCAGCCAUGGGGUGUGGCCUGCGCAAGCUGGAGGACGCGGACGAGGGCAGCCCCGGCAAGAUCUUCUCCACGCUGAACCGGCAGCAGGUGGAGGCGCGCGUGAGCCCGGCGUACGAGUGCCUCCCCCUCGACUUCACCACCGCCCGCUCAGACGCGCUGCCCGAGGGCGUGCAGGCCGUGGCGUCCGUGCUCGACCUCCCGGCGCGGCUCCACGACCUCGGUCGCCGGGGAUUUUGGGUAGCGGCGGUCCACCCGCUGCUGUUGCCGUGGGGACGCCGCCGCUCGUUGCUCGACCAGAUGCUCCGCCUCGUCCUCGUGCGUCCAUCACCCAGCGCUGGAUCCGGCUCGGAGCCCCCAGGGAGGUUCCGGCUCCUGGUGGAGGAGUGCCCGCUCUCCGGCCCGGAGCUCACCACAGAAGCCUUCAAGACCUUCCUCAAGAAGUCUCUGGAGGCGGCGGUGGAGCGGGGCCACUCGUACGUGGGCGCCGUCGCCCAGUACUCCCCCAGCGGCGCCGGCUCGCUGCCCCGUUGCUCCGGCCGCAGCGUCGCCAGCGAGCUCCCGUCCGCCCGCUCGCUCGCCUCGGACGAGCGCGCCACGCCGCCCGGGAGACGGAGCAAUGGGGCAUCCCCCGAGGGGGAGCACGGCGCUGCCGCCGCCAGCGAGGGGGAGGCGGACGAGGAGGAGGACGACGAGGUUUUCGCCGAGACGACGCCCGACGCGCGAGCGGCGCCAGGGAGGGAAGACUCGCCGGAGGAGGAGGCAGCAGCGGCGCGGGAACUCGAGGGGGAAUCGACGGAGAGCGGCGGCCACGGCGGUGGCUACGACCUGCGCGUGUUCCUGCUCUACAACGUGCCAGAGGACCAGCGCCCCGGUCCCGCCUACUACACGGACACGCUGCCAAUCAGAGUCACCCGCCGUGGACAUGCCCUCUCCGCGCUCGACGCCGAUUGGCUGGACCGCCUAAGCCGCCACCUGGAGGAGGGGGCCACCCUGGCCGACGCCCAAAUCUUGCCGUUCACCGGGAGAGGCGACCGAGGACCCAAGGCGCUGGAGGGGCUCCUCGUCUUCGAAGAAAAUGUCGACACGUCCUCGUGCUCCUCCUCCUCCUCCUGCUCGUCGCCAGAGAUGAGGACGGGGAACGAUGUGAUCGUGGUGGAGCAGCUCACCCUGAUUGAGGGCUGCGAGGUGAAGACGGACUACGUGCCGCUGCUGCACACGCUCGCCGAGUCGGGCUGGCUGCUCACCGCCAUCCUGCCCACCCCUGUCGUGAAGCCCGACAGCGAAGGAAACUUGGUGAGCAAGCAGAUCGUCUUCCUGCAGAGACCCAUGCAGCCCGCAAGACCCACACCAGACACCCCCAAGAGUGGGAAGAAGGCAUGAUGAUGAUGGUGGAAGAAGGCGUCAUGAUGAUGGUGGUGGUGGUGCUAUAAGAAGGCGUGGUCAUGAUGAUUUUGGUGAAAGGCGUAAAGAUGAUGAUGGUGGUGGUGCUGGAAGAAGAUCCAGGAGCCAUGCGGAACAGCAAAUGUGUGCACACACAGGAACGAUGACGACGAUGACGACCGCCACUCAGUCACCGCGGUGGCGUCACCACAGCACAAUGCCACAUGGGGCCCCCUCAUUCAUCGCGGUGCAUGUGCCAGGCUAUGUGCACUUUUAGGCCACGUGAAGUGUCAAAGGCUUUUUUGUUAUUUUCUUUGAACCUAUCUACGUGACUUUACCAAACGACCCAAAGAAUAUAUCAAAGGCUGUUCAUCUUUCUGCGCACACACACCCAUACGCACGCACCCAGAUCCCCCGUUUAGCUAUACACACAAAUCCACUUGUGCGCAUGCACACACACUCGCACACACGCGCAUACACACGCACACACGCCGACGCUGCAGAACAGGACAGCAACGUCAAUUCGGUGCACGUUGAGUGGUUGUGCCCAUUACGAACACGCGCGCACGUCACACGCACGCGCGCCACCACGCCGCGAUCAAGGCCGUGACCCCGCACGCACGCGGGACACGGUCGCAUCAGGUUGAACAGUCGGACGCAGAGUCGCUCACUCACGGCUCUUCCUAAGAUCGCGCCCCCCUCACCAGCGCCCCCCUGUGGCCGUGACCAGUAAAUGCAACGUGCGCUCUCGAAAUACUUUUCCUUCGCAGUCGCCGUGCCAACGUGAGACAGUGUUUGGAGGUCCAUGGAACUCUGAUGCCAGGGUCACAAUGUAAUACAUUAUUUGAACCCACCCCCCUCUGUCUCUAGCCGGUCCGCGCCGUUCUCGCUGUCCCAAAGCUGCAGCGAUGGUGGGGUUCGCCGGUUUGUCUCUCGCACCUUUGUAGAGACAACAACCGCCAGUGUGGGGACACCUGAGCAGACACCCGACACCGAUGUAGGAUUAUGACCCACGGUGGGGGGCGGGGUCAAUUUAUUUUUGGAGAACGCGUAACCCAGGGUUCAAAUUAUAUUUCUUCUCAUACCAGUCCAAAUUCUGUGGGGUCCAAAUGCUUUCUCGCACCGGCCGACAGCAGAGCUCCGACGGGCAGAGCCCGGCCACUCGCGAACAGCGCCGGCGGCAAUGGCGGGAGACGCCGCUGGCACGUGGCCGAGAGAGACACGAGGCAGUGGGCCACGCCGGCCGGGCAGCCGGCACGCCGUCAGGGUCACGGGGCGACCCGCGAUGGGGGGGCCGGGGGGCUCGACGUUGGAUUUGAGGAUUUGGGGUCGGGCUCCCCCUGGGCACGCUAAAAACGGUGACCCGCCUGGCCCCUGUCCUGUCUGCUGUGGGCGGUGAACGAGACGAGGGCGGCAGCGUUCCCAGACCCCCCGCGUCUGCGGUUGAGAACGAUCAUUCUCAACCACAGAACGAUAUUCUGUCUAAAAGCGUAUAUGCAAUUUUAACGUGCAGUAUUUUCCUCUAGAUUUCACGGUAUGUUACAAACUGUGCUCUGUUUAGCCUUCAGAAAGCAGAGCGAUCUGUAUUUUGAAGCAUCUUGUUUAUGGGAAUGAGGUAAUCAUCAAGAUUGUUAAAAACUUUGAUGAGAGUAUUUUUUAUACCGAAAACCGUUUUUUGUUUGUUUUUACACUUUCGCAGUAUUAACGAAUUACGAUGCCGCCCGUCAGUGUGUGUCUUGCUUCCAAGGAAGGGCUAAAUAAUUAUCUGCAUCGCUCGCUAUUUAAUUAACGUAAGGCGUCCGCACGAUUGUUCACGCGUGUUUGCCGGACUCUUAAGCCAUUGUACGCGACUCACGGUUCCUGCCAAAAUGUCCCUGCCGGAGGGAACGUCUCUCUCCGUCUCGCUAGGGCCCUGCCGGAGGGAACGUCUCGCGAGAGAGAGAACGUCUCUCUCCGUCUUGCUAGGGCCCUGCCGGAGAGAACGUCUCUCUCCGUCUUGCUAGGGCCCUGCCGGAGGGAACGUCUCGCGAGAGAGAGAACGUCUCUCUCUGUCUUGCGAGAGAGAGAACGUCUCUCUCUGUUUCGCGAGAGCGAGAGAACGUCUCUCUCCGUCUUGCGAGAGAGAGAACGUCUCUCUCUGUCUCGCGAGAGCGAGAGAACGUCUCUCUCUGUCUUGCGAGAGAGAGAACGUCUCUCUCUGUCUCGCGAGAGCGAGAGAACGUCCUCUCUCCGUCUUGCGAGAGAGAGAACGUCUCUCUCUGUCUCGCGAGAGCGAGAGAACGUCUCUCUCCGUCUUGCGAGAGAGAGAACGUCUCUCUCUGUCUCGCGAGAGCGAGAGAACGUCUCUCUCCGUCUUGCGAGAGAGAGAACGUCUCUCUCCGUCUUGCGAGAGCGAGAGAACGUCUCUCUCCGUCUUGCGAGAGAGAGAACGUCUCUCUCUGUCUCGCGAGAGCGAGAGAACGUCUCUCUCCGUCUUGCGAGAGCGAGAGAACGUCUCUCUCCGUCUUGCGAGAGAGAGAACGUCUCUCUCCGUCUUGCGAGAGCGAGAGAACGUCUCUCUCCGUCUCGCGACGGAGGCCACGGGGCGGCCGCUUCCUGGCGCGCCGCGCGAUAUCGCCGCGUCCGCUCGGCGACGUCGCACCGUCCGUUUUGCACAAAUAUCCUCAAAUCACGAUUACCUUUGCUCGCUUCGUUUUUUCGUAUAUAUAUUUUUCAUUUCCUAACGAUAUUUACGGAAUGGCAAACGCGAUUAUUAAUAUUUCUACGAUAAAAUUUACGGCCAUCCGUUAAAUGCACGUUUUUCAAAAUGCGUUUGGGAUAAAUUGCCGGCACGUUUGGUGGUCACGCGCCGUCGUGGUUUUCUCACCGCGUGCGCGCUGCCCACGCCCCACAGAGGAUCCAUUCGGAGACUCGCAGCAGGCGUACGGCGAGAGAACGGGAGUCGAAUAACUUCUGAGCGGUCUCCAAUUCGUACUUGAAGUUCAUCAAUGCACAGAAUCACGAUGUAAAUAAUGUGAAUUAAUUACAGAGUAAAGGGAAACCGAUAUCGCGAUAAUGGUCACUUCGUGAAAUGCGCAUUGUGGUGUCGUGUGAGGAAGAGCGAUGUCGCGGCAGCCCUCGUGAAGCCGCCGGUCGAGCGGUGGGCGCGCGCCACGCCGCCCGACUGCACAUGGCACCACCAGCACCACCACCAGCACCAGCAGCACCCAGGAGGCCAUUGCCGUUGCAAUAAAAACAGAACCCUGCGCAGCCAA
Lethenteron reissneri (Far Eastern brook lamprey) is the source of this 5361-nucleotide messenger RNA. RefSeq names its product raftlin family member 2 (gene RFTN2). The record is from RefSeq and is a predicted model, not a curated record. NCBI's taxonomy places the organism in Eukaryota, Metazoa, Chordata, Hyperoartia, Petromyzontiformes, Petromyzontidae.